AUGAAUGAAAUUAAUACAACAAACCAUAAGACCCCUAGAAAAAGAAAAUUUAAAAGACGGAAACAAAAACCUGAAAGCAUUGUUGUAAAUUUGUCAUCUAAAGAACUUACACGUGCUGAGGAAUCUCUUUUAAGUAAAGGUUUAAAUUUCUGUCCCAUCCCAUCAACUGUAAAUAACUUUCAGUUAGACGAAGACCUAGACCAAUUCGCUAGACGUUUACGCUUGAAAGAUUUUUUCUACAACAGGGGCAAGAAAAACCUUGAAGAAGCCGGAUUAACAGAUUCAGAUACUGACACCAAUGAAGAAGUCACGUCCAUCCCAAAAUUUAGGAAAAAAAGUUCAUGGAAACCACCAAAGAGUAAAAAUGAUAACUUGGAGUCAUUCAUUAACUACGUGAGGUCUGAUAUAAAGUCCUGUAUAACAAAUACAAGAAAUUAUAAUUUAUCCAAGCCAGAAAGUAUAGCUUUGAAAGCAUUAAAAGAUCAAGAGGAUAUUGUAAUAAAGCCUGCCGACAAAGGGGGUGCUGUGGUUGUCAUGAAUAAAACAGAUUAUAUAGCAGAGGGGAAUCGCCAACUUUCAAACUCUAAUUUUUAUAAACAAUUAACCACAGAUCCAACGCUUAAUACUAUUCGAAGGAUCAACACCAUCCUACAAGAGAUGUUCGACAACAAGCAUAUAGACAAUGACACCUUUGAUUAUCUCCGACCUCUUGAGAACGAAGCAAAGGCCGGACGAUUCUAUAUGUUGCCUAAAAUACAUAAAACGGGCAAUCCAGGUCGACCAAUUGUAUCAGCGAAUAGUCAUCCAACUGAAAAGAUAUCAGAAUUUGUAGACCAUCAUCUAAGACCUCAUGUGAAAGAACUACCAUCAUUCAUUCAAGACACAACUGAUUAUCUAAAGAAAAUGGAAAGCCUCAAUCCUUUACCAAGCAAUACUAUACUUGCAUCCAUGGACGUGUCUUCUUUAUAUACCAACAUUCCACAAGACGAAGGAAUAGCAGCGUGUGAAGAGGCAUGGAACACUCGUAGUGAAAAAAAUCCUCCUACCGAGUGCCUUGUUACACUUCUCAAACUAGUACUGGAGAAUAACAACUUCUCUUUCAAUGAAAAACACUAUCUCCAGAUAGACGGUACUAGUAUGGGCACAAAAAUGGCCCCGUCAUAUGCCAACAUAUUUAUGGGCCAACUUGAAAAACGCCUCUUGGCUAGUGCUCCAUAUCAGCCCUUAUCAUGGUUCCGAUUCAUUGACGAUAUUGAUUUCAAAUGGACAGAUUCACAAGAACAUCUUAAUGAAUUUCUAGAACACUGUAACUCUUUCCACCAUUCAAUAAAAUUUACAUAUGAAUCCUCUAUGGAGAAAAUUAACUUCCUCGAUACUACGAGUUACAUCAAGAACGGAACCAUUAUAACGGACCUUCACACCAAACAAACGGACAAACAUCAAUUCCUUUCUCCAAAAAGUUGCCAUCCUAAACACUGCUCCCGUGGUAUCCCAUUCAGCCAGGCAUUACGAAUCAAGAGAAUAUGCUCUAAUGAAAAUACGAAAGAUGCUAGACUUGGACAACUUCGUAAACAUCUAGUUGUUCGAGGAUACAAUAACAACAUCAUUGAUAGCGCUUUCGAAAGAGCAAACAAAACUAGUCGCCAAGAACUUCUUGAGUACAAAGAUAAGAAUAAAGCAGCUAACAGAACACCCCUUGUACUCACUUACCAUCCUGAUUUUAAAAAUGUGUCAUCCAUUGUUCAGAAGCAUUGGAAAAUUAUAGAAAAUGAUUUAAAUCUAAAAAAAGUAUUUUCCUCACCACCAGUCAUGGCCUUCAGAAGACCUAAAAACAUCCGUGACAAAUUAGUGACUUCUGUAUUAGCAAAGCAGCCUACUCCAUCGCCCGGUUGCUACAAACAAUGUGGUCGAAGGAAUUGUUUGUGUUGUAAAGCUGCCAAUACAAGCAGUUCUUUCACCAGCUCCGUUACUGAACAAAAUUAUACCAUCUACUCAAAUUCCAACUGUAAAACGGAGAACUCAAUCUAUAUAUUAACAUGUGACACUUGUGGCAUUCAGUAUGUGGGAGAAACAAUGGACAAAUUUAAUAUCCGGCUUAAUAACCAUCGUUCAUCGUACAAAACCAACAAAAACUGUCCUCUCACAAGACAUCUUCGUUCAACGAAACAUCCUUUUGAAAAUGUCACUUUCCAAAUUAUAGAAGUCAACACCGAGUGGGACACCACGGCGCGAAGGAGAAGAGAAAACUUUUGGAUCCACCAACUCCACACUUUAGAACCUGAUGGUCUUAACGAAAAAGACGAGAAAAGAUACAGGAAAGAUAAAGAAUAA
This is a messenger RNA of Mytilus trossulus (common blue mussel), 2331 nucleotides long. RefSeq lists its product as uncharacterized. NCBI's taxonomy places the organism in Eukaryota, Metazoa, Mollusca, Bivalvia, Mytilida, Mytilidae. The transcript has a single exon. The record is from RefSeq and is a predicted model, not a curated record. Bases 1 to 2331 code for a protein of 776 amino acids.